UACAAAUCAUGUCGACACUUCCUGGAGACUACAGGAAUAACAUGGCGGCUUUUACGGAGAGCAACUAUGAUCGUUUGUCAAUUUCAGUGAGGGUUAAGAAGAAAGAGGUCAAAUACUCCAAAUUCUAAGAAUGUGGUCAUCCAAAAACAAGGAUAAUCCCUGGCGGUUUUUCCGGCGCCCUUCUGGUAGUCGGUGCCGAUCCAGUCAAAGUGAGCAUGAUUCACGAGAUAAGCAGACGACAGGACAGACUGCUUUUCGCAGAUCAGCAGACGACAGAAGCAGGAACCACGAUGAUCAGGAAACGGAAGUAGUCUUUUACAAUGAGUAUGACGACAAUGCGAACGCCAAUAUUUUUGAUAAAUUUCUUUUUUACGGAUUGAGAAAUACCCAUACAUGUGACAAGCAAACACAGACCGACAUGGUGGACGAAACUUCUGUAAAGCAUGAUACCGGUCGCCGGUCUCCUGUUAAGAAAAUUAUCUACUCAAGGUCAUGUGAAACCUUGGGUAGGAAAUCGACCUUGAAACCGCAUGCCAGUCGUAGUUUUGAUAUUUCUAACAAUAAAUACAAGAAUCAUUUCGAUUAUCAGCAGACGACAUUUACAUCUGACAAUCUUAAAUUGUCAUUGAAAAAAUUGAAAAAGUCAAACGACAACAUAUCACCAAUCAGGCAUACAGAAAAGUCAAUCUUUCCAGAAGGUCAAGGUAUGACCGAAGGAUUUUAUAUACAAAGGUACUCUGGUUUUUCACCUACACACGAAGGGAUGUCGCAAAAUGAAUUAAGUUACGAAGAAUUCCCAGAAAUUCCUAAUCACGAGGAGAAAAUACGUAUGAAACGUUUUUCGGAUGAAGAAUUCUGUUUGGACUUAGAAACAAACCUGAGAAAUAUGUCAUGUAAAGAUAGAACUGAAGGUCACUACAAAAACCAGUGGAGCCCUUUCCAUCAGGACCGUGAAAGUGAUCCAAUGUUUUACGACUAUCGCCAACCAGAUGAAGUCAGUUUGGUCUCAGAACGCAGUUGUUAUUCAACAACAUCAGACGAAGCAGACGACGACUAUGAAAUUAUCGACUGGAGUCAAUAUACCGAUGAUUACAGGGAAGAGGAAAAUGGCGCCAAACGGAGGUCUGAUGCAUUCAACACCCCACCCACUACACCAACAAUAGACCUAAGCGCUUUGGAUGGCUACCACACGGCACCUAACUCACCAGAAGUGCCCAGUAAACAAGAACACUCGUAUACUGAAGAAAGAAAGUACACACAGUUUUAUGAUAAAGAUGUUUCGUCUGAUUUUUCAAACAAUCAUUGUGCGUCUAAUAAAAAGCGUUCGAAAGAAUUGAUAGGCUUUGUUAAUGGUAAAGAUGGUGUAACAUAUCAAAACACUGUCAAAAAUUCUCAUUAUGGUCAAAGUCUGUGUUGCAAAUGUGGCAAGUCAACUAAAGAUGGUAAUAGAAAUGUUCCGGUAGAAACAGCUGAACACAGAAAUGAAGCUGAUAUCCGAAAACCAGCAAAUGAACAGUUAAGACAAAAUCAAAAGGUGAAGGUCGCUGAUUCGAGAAUCCUCCGCCUAGAAACCCCGCCUUUUAUAUCUGUAAAUAGUUUACAUUAUGAGGCGGACCCCGAGACGGGAAAAGCAAAAGUUAUCGGUCGCGGAAGUUUUGGACAGGUGUACAAGGCAAGGUUUUCGGACCCAAUGUUCUGCCAUCUACCGAUUGUGAUAAAAGAAUUUGACGAAGAAUUCACAAAUUCUAAAGAAAUUGUUGAAGAAGCCAAGCGACUGCAUUAUCUUCAAGAUACUGGGUAUGUACCUAUUUGUUAUGGUCUCUUGUGUUUUGGCUCUCCUAUCCAGCCGAAAUAUGGAAUCGUGCAAGAGUAUGUCGGAACCGGACUGACUUUGGAACAAAUGCUCUGGGACCAGUAUGAACUUCCGCUGGAAUUCUGGUUCCGUAUUGUGAUACAGUGUUGCGAAGGGCUGGCUAGAUUCCACGAGAAAGGGAUUCUUCUAAACGAUAUAAAAACAAACAACAUUUUACUCGAAUUUUUUGAACAUUCUGUAAGAAUUAGAUAUAUUGAUUUUGGACUCGCUACGGACAUGCGCGGGAAGCGAUACAAAAACACAAGAUCAUUGGACGAUUUCGUCUACCUAGCACCGGAAGUGAGGCGAGAUGGCAAAGUUACCAACAUAGCGUCUGAUAUAUAUUCCCUAGGAUACAUUUUGGAGCAAAUAAAAAAAUAUACUAGUAUUCACGAGUUGACUGUAGUGGCUCGUCUUUGUAUGGACAGGGAUCCAGAUAUGAGAAUUCCACCACGUGCAGCAGCCAGUCUGAUAAAAGACCACAUGGUUAAACUUGGUUUCGACCAAAUGGUUUCUUUUGACAUAUAGAUAUAAUACUCUGAUCAACAGAACUGUUUGCACUAUCAGUGUUAUAGAAUUGUUUAAGUGUUACGAGGAAGAAAUUAUAAAAUUAUUUAUAUUGAAAUAUCAUGUCUUAUAGGUCUAUACAAAUAAGAACGACAUUUAGGAAUGGAAUGACACUACACCUAUAGUUCGUAAAUAAAAUUUGAUGCCCUUUGGCAGAUUAUAGUUGAAGGGCGGGGAUGAUUUGAAACUUGAUCCCCCAUUUUGUAACUGUUGCAAUGGAAUUCUUUCAUGUAUUAUCAUGGCGAAAUUACAAAUAUUAUAAGAAUUUCUUGAUCUUGUAAAAGUCGAUAUCUUCGGUGAAUAUUAGACAGGUAGGCAACGCUUAAAUGUUAAGGUUUUUUUUAUCAAUUUUUAUUGCUUUUUCUUGUUAAGGACAGAAUAAUAAAUCUAAUAAAUCUUUGUAGAUA
This is a messenger RNA of Mercenaria mercenaria, 2826 nucleotides long. RefSeq lists its product as uncharacterized. The transcript is spliced from 2 exons. The record is from RefSeq and is a predicted model, not a curated record. Gene Ontology annotation, molecular function: ATP binding; protein serine/threonine kinase activity. Lineage: Eukaryota; Metazoa; Mollusca; Bivalvia; Venerida; Veneridae. Gene Ontology annotation, cellular component: cytoplasm. Gene Ontology annotation, biological process: protein phosphorylation. The coding region runs from base 131 to 2380 and encodes 749 amino acids.